GGGCCGUGCCCGCCGCGAGCAGAGACCGCCCCCGCCGCCCGUGCGGCCACGCCUCCUAGACGGCUGGCUCUGCCGCCACCCACGGCCCCAGCAGCACGUGUCUCCAGUCGCGCCUCGGGCAGCCGCAGCUGACGCCGCCUCGUAGACUUUCCGGAAUCAUGACGAGACGCCGCGCCCACGUGUACCGCUGUCGGUGGACGCUCCUGGCUUUCUUCCUACUUCAAACUAAAGGCAGCUACGGGCGCGGGGUGUUCUCGCCGCGCGUCGACUACGACGAGUGGACGCCGCUGGGCCGCGGGGACCCCCUGAAGAACGACCCGACGUACGACUACGUGCCGCCCGUGCUGGACAGGGUGCACUACUGGCUGGAGCCCGCCUCCAGGACGCCGGACCCGCCGCUCGCCACCACGCCGCAGCCAGAGGUGCCGGUGUUGCGACCUCGCCAGCCCACGCCGCUGCCGCCGCCCGUCGCCACCACUGCCGAUGCGGCUCCACCGACCGCCCCGCAGUCGUCACAGGCUCAGCUGGAAUCCCGGCGCGACGUCUUUGACCAGUUCCUCAAGAUCGUAGACGCGUCCAAGUUCGGCUCUAACCACCACUACUCUUCGCUGCCGGCCUCGUACUACCCGUCGCCCUUCUACCACAAGCCGUCGGCGCCGCCGAUGCGGCCGCCGUACACCAUGCUGAUGCCGCCGCCCCCGCCGCCCCCGACGGCCUCGGCGCUGGCGCGGCCGACGCAGGGCCAGACGUCGGUGUCGCUGCAGCACGCCAACCUCGUGUACCACGCGUCGACGACGCAGCCGCUGCAGCAGGCGCUCGACUGGAAGGAGGGCAAGACGCAGCUGGCCACGGUCGCCGCGGCGCCGCCCACCGCCGCCGCCCCCACGCGGCCCCCCGCCGCCCACGACGCCGUGGAUCUCUCCUCGCUGCUGCAGAGCCUGCUGCGCGACGAGGCGACGCCGGUCACCGCCGUCGCUCCCCAGUCCGACGCCUUCACCGUAACGACGCCACCUGCCACUCCCACCACGACCGUCACCACGUGUGCCACCCCCGUGGCUACGACCGUGGCCUCCUUGACCACUGACCCUCUGUUUUCCCAUUACAAGCAACCGGCGGAACCACUCCGGGGGCCCAUGUACCUCAUAAUCCAGGGCCACUCCAAAGUGAAGACGUACGGCGCCGCCAAUAAGCACCAGCACAGCUACCACGGAAUUCCAAUCCAGAACUCCAACGACAUCCAGCAGGAGCAGGACAUGGAGACUGACAGAUCUGGCCGUGCAGUCGAUGACGAGGUCUACAGUGUGGCAUCUUCUUACGAGUCAAACACCAUCGGAACGGGGCAGGAUGAUACACUCAGAAGAACGCCGCGGUCGUCCACAGAAUACGUCAACGAUGUCUUCGAUGACACUGGGCCAUCUAAGCCAGCGAGAGCUCGUCGCAAGAAGCGAACUGCUGAUGAUAUCAGCGACGAACUUAAGCCUCCAUCCGCAACCAAUUCGGGCCAAGACGAUGUGCCUCGAGUCGCAACACAGCCCAAAGUUCUGCAGCAAAGUGGUAAAGCAAAUCCCAAGAAAGUCACCAGCAUAACAUCUAGAGCUGAUAUCUACCGGAAGCGGAGACUGAAAGGCAUGAAGACAUUUAGGCGGGUGCACAGCGCAGUAGAGGCUACCACUCGCGAAAUCGAAGCAAUCUUGAAACAAAAUCGUCAAAUGUCGAAGCAGCUCCAAAAUUUACCAGGUUACCAAUGGCGUUCAUCUGGAUUAAAAGCAGCCGCUGCUCCUGAAAAUGUGAUGGCAGAGGCGACUGUCAAAGAAAUUGAGGCCAUAUUGCGAGAAAAUCGUGAGAUGUCACGGCAGUUUGGUACAUUACCUGGAUAUGCAACACAGUCAGGAACAACAUCACUCAUAGAAAUUCCGUUACGUCGUUCUGGGACCAUAUCGUCGAAAGAGAAACCCCAGACAGAAACAAUAAGUUCGCAUAGAAAUAAACGUCAGCUUCUAGAAGUUUCUGAAGAACACCCUGGUGUCACUACCGAUGAUGUGUCUGCUGCGACAGAGGAUGCUACAACUUACGACGAUUCCGACGGACACGAUGAACAGCUCCUGCGGUAUAACAGUGCCAAACCAGAAAGUGAAGUUACAACUGAAAUUGAACCAGCGUCCAUUGGUCCUGACAGUCAGCUGACUAUGCAACAGCGACAGUGGACGACGCCAGAGACUGUUAUUUCUCCUACGACAACUGUAAUCAACGACGACAAAGAAGUUGAGUCUUCCAAGGGGAGGCAGGUAUUAGAGGAACUAGGGGAGCUAAUUCCACUAGAUGAAGACACAGCGGAGGAGCUGCUGCAGGGUCUGUUAGUCCAGCAAGGCCAAGGGUCUGGAGCUGGUGCUGUCAUUGCUUCUUCACUAGCGAAAAUUCUCGAUGUGGAAAGCCGUACUUGAAGGCAUGUAUCUUCAUUAAAAAUAUAUCAGGCCAACACGCUUUCCUAACGCCUCUCAAUGCUGGAUACAUACGUAUCGUCUCGGGACAAUACACGCCUGGUAUCAAAAUACAUUCAUUGAGACUGUGACCUAUUUGUUUCGCUUAAAUCUUAAUGCCUACGGUGUUUUUACCAGAGAGUUAUUCCCCUUUUUAAGGCGAAACAAAUGUGAGACUGAAUUCGUCAACACUCAAGAAGUGUUUCUGAUGCAUUUUUCCUUAUUUUUUUAUACUAAAUAAUAAACUAAGCGAGAAAUACGAAACUACAUUCCCACCGCAUUUUUCUGUUACUGUAUGCAAAUCAACGAGUACACUGUCACGUCAUUGCAGCCCCAUUUCUCUGCUCCUUCAGUGCUGAAGUGCCACCUCACUCACACACACACACACACACACAUACACACACUGAGAAAAGCUACACCCGCCCCUUUACUUGUGAUGUUCGCACCUUUUAUUGGGCAAGUAGUUCGCGUAUCUGUGAUUGUGUAAGGCAAGGGAACAAAACUGAUGUUAUAAGUAAAACAGGUCAUUUAAGACCUAUGGUACAAAAUACUUACGAAGUUGGCAUUUAUUGGUUUGUUAUUUGGCUCCAAGGCAAAAACUGAAUUUUAUCAUCAGCAUCUAACUAGUUCAUAAAUGUUCACAAUAUCCCAAGCUUGCUGAGUGAAGUAUCACACAAUUUUCAAAAACAACAACGAAUACAGCAGUUACAGUUUUGUUCACUGCUUACUAGUAACCAGCACUAUUAUUGCUAGUAAACAAGAAUCAGAUUACAAAUAUGAACUACAGGAGAGAAUAUUAUGAAAUAACAUAAAUAUUGACAGUUUAGUGGCUUUUUCGAUGCUAUAUCACAAUUUUCUUCAUCUUGUUUUGUUUUUGAUAGGAAGUUUAAAAUAAUACCUUGUCAUGGAUCCCUUUGGAGCUACCUCAACUCCCAUUCACAGUUACACCAUCAAAAGACAUUAUUAGUACAUGUGGUGUCUCGUACAUGUCUUGUCUCAUCUAGUGAUCAUUCCAUAUAUCAACAAAUCACAAAGAACAUUCACUGCAUGUCACAGCACAUUAUCAUUGGAGUGUAUCUAACCAUACCUCUCCCAUUAAAAAUGUUGUUAUGCUUGUUAUGUUAAGUAUGAAUUUUAUUUAUUUAAAUUAUUUUAAACUCUUUAUAUAGUUUGUUGCAAUAUGAAUGUGAUUUUAAUAUUUAUUGAUAUAGUAAAUUUACAAGUUGUUUCAUUUUUAUUGAUUAAAGUACCUGAUACUUCAAACAAUGCCAGAUAUCUUUUGAAACAAAGUUAUCCUCUUCAGAAGAAACAAUAGACGAAUAUAUCAAUGAGUACAACACAAAAGACAGCAAUACAGGAAG
Schistocerca serialis cubense is the source of this 3838-nucleotide messenger RNA. RefSeq lists its product as uncharacterized. Lineage: Eukaryota; Metazoa; Arthropoda; Insecta; Orthoptera; Acrididae. The transcript has 4 exons. Bases 159 to 2441 code for a protein of 760 amino acids. The record is from RefSeq and is a predicted model, not a curated record.